AUACGUAUUUCAUUUUUCUCUGUCCGUGGCUUUGGCAGUGUCUGCUUUUCUUCCAACAAGUGUGUCUUGUCCUCCUUCCCUCUCUCAGUAGCUUGUGAACUACAAAGACCGUCAAGAUGUCUGAGAAAAAGAUGACAUCCAGCCGUCGGCACCACUUGAAGAGCCUGGUUCUGCAGGUUGCUCAGCAAUGGCUUGACAAGGAAAAGAAGGAGAAUGCUGAGGCCAAAGAGGCUUAUAUGGCUGAGCACUGUCCUGCUCCAGACAUGGCUGGCGAUCAGGCUGCUCUCAUGGAAUACUGCAAGAAGCUCCAUGCUGCCAUUGACAAGAUUGAUGAGGAAAGGUAUGACAUCGAGGCCAAAGUCCAAAAGGCAGACAAAGAGAUUGAAGACCUAAAGAUCAAAGUUGUGGACUUGGUUGGAGUAAAGAAACCCGCUCUGAAGAAAGUGCGUAUGUCUGCUGAUGCCAUGCUUAAAGCUCUACUGGGCUCCAAGCACACAGUCAACAUGGACCUGAGGGCCAACCUGAAGCAGGUCAAGAAGGAGACCAAAGAGGAGCCAACAGAAGCAGUGGGUGACUGGCGUAAGAACAUUGAGGACAAGGCUGACAGGAAGAAGAUGUUUGAGUCUUCCUAAAUGUUCUCUGCUGCUCGUCUUUCUGUUUACAUGAACUACACGUGUCUUAUGUGCUGGUCGACGUAGGCAAUUAAUGUUCAUCUCACAGCUGAGGCUUGGUGUGCCUCAGGGGAGUUUUCUGCAGGAAAUGUAACGUGUCAGAGUGACUGAGAGGGAGUUUUUGCACCUUGUUGCAGUCUGGAGGGAGAGGGAGGAGAGUGGAGUUUCAGGUUCACCACAGAAAUAUCAAGUCUUCGGUUCCACACAUACAGUAAAACACUCACCCCAAACGAAACAAUAAAUAUAAUAAAAUCAAAUGUGGAAGAAGA
Molecule: messenger RNA, 940 nt
Organism: Girardinichthys multiradiatus
Lineage: Eukaryota; Metazoa; Chordata; Actinopteri; Cyprinodontiformes; Goodeidae
Gene: tnni2a.4
Product: troponin I type 2a (skeletal, fast), tandem duplicate 4
Exons: 7
Coding region: 117-632 (171 amino acids)
Biological process (GO): muscle contraction
Cellular component (GO): troponin complex
Source: RefSeq, a predicted model, not a curated record